Messenger RNA from Cylicostephanus goldi, 402 nucleotides. The record is from the annotation of a GenBank genome assembly. NCBI's taxonomy places the organism in Eukaryota, Metazoa, Nematoda, Chromadorea, Rhabditida, Strongylidae.
ACGGCUUUGCCCGGAGCCAGAAGUCAGGCGCUCGCUCUGCUCAGGUUCCUUAAUCGCAUGCAUUGGCAGUUUGUCACCGUAGCGCUUAGCGAGCAGGAUCCAGAAUCACUGGCGGCAUUCCGUCAUUUCGAGCGCCUUGCGCUGGACCGCGGUGUUUGCUUGGCAGAAGUCGUGAAUAUCGGAGGAGUGCGAGUGGAUAACCUACCCAUUGGUACUACUACCAAUGUGACAAUAGUAUUCGCCACUUCCCGCGAUGCAGCUGCCUACCUUGCCUUGACCCUUCGUUCGCCACGUAAAGUCGUCCACAUUAUGAUGGGAGAUUCACACGAUUGGUACUUGCACGAUCCACAGAACAAAAAGAACUUCCAAGGUGUUGUGUCAGUGCAACCGAAGGUACCGUAG